Molecule: messenger RNA, 346 nt
Organism: Adineta steineri
Lineage: Eukaryota; Metazoa; Rotifera; Eurotatoria; Adinetida; Adinetidae
Source: the annotation of a GenBank genome assembly
AUGUGUAUAGUAUUUUUCCUACAGGGUGUUUCAGGAAGUUUGGCUAAUAUGGGAGGCACGAAUAUUCUUAUCACAAUGUGGAAAACUCGUGUUGCAACACCAUUAAACAUAGUUCAUUUAGGUUAUGGAUUUGGUGCUAUAUUUGCUAAUCUUCUUGUUCGUCCAUUUCUAAAUAAUGAACAAGAAAAUUCUCAAUUAUUCAAUAAAACUAUUCGAAUUCCUUAUAUAAUUACUGGAAUAUUAUGUUUUGUAAUUAGUAUUGGACAUUUCAUAUGUUUUAUACAAAAAUCUCUUCAAGAUGAAAUUCAAAAGGAUGUUCAGAUUGAUGAUACAAUUGUUGAGAAAA